GUAUAGGGGCCACAUGAAGUUGUGCCUGGUAUGUGUAGGGGAGAGAGCAGUGAAAUGAGCUGACGGUGACUUGUGUGGGAGCUGCCUCUACUCACAGAAAGUAGUGCUGUAUUCUCCAUUUCCUUUAGAGCAGCCAGGGGGAGGGAGAGCGAGAGAGACUGGAUCGCAUGUUACCGGUAAUUUACAGCAGCUGAAAACCGGCACAAUCAACCUGCGUCGGCACCGGAAUAUGCGGAAGGGGCCAUGUGAUCUUUUCUUCCAUGGAAGCUCUGCCGCCCCAGGUCCUAAAGCCCCUGGAUUGCAUGUCAAUAUACAGCAGGCACCGAGAACCUGAAAACCGGCACAAUGAACUCAGCACCGGAAGAUGCGGAAGGGGCCAUGUGAUCUUUUCUUCCAUGAAGGCUCUGCAGCCCCAGGUCCUAAAGCCCACUGGAUCGCAUGCCAAUUUACAGCAGGUGCUGUACGCCCCUGCAGCAACAAUAAUUACGGCCCCUGCUUCCUCCCAUAAUGACCUAUCAUCACUUACUGGAUGCAGCUACGCUGGAGUGGAAACGCUGGGAAAGGAGCUUUUUAUAUAUUUUGGACUGAAAGCAAUGCGUGUACAUUUUGGAAUGAAUGGAUCAAUGCGCAUUAAUCAACCAAUGAAAAAGGGCCAAGAAAACGGUAGACCCAUACCUAUAGCGGUUUUAGAAGUGCAACUUACAAAAGACUUAAUUUGCUUUUAUGAGUCCACUGUAGAUGUGAGAAAUGCAUCAGAAUGUCAAGAAAAGAUAAGAUUCUUUGAGGAACUUGAUGUCUGCUCUUCUAAGUUUAGUUUUCCUAGAGCAGAAUGUGAGAUCAAGAAGCAACGUACUCGCAUGCUAUGCGACAUUCUGCUUGAUCAGAUGAUUCUACCUGGGGUUGGGAACAUUAUUAAAAAUGAAGCCUUAUUUGACAGUGGUCUACACCCUGGAGUCCAGGCUGGUCUACUUACAGAUGAGCAAGUGAGUCACCUUGUGAAAAUGACCCGUGAUUUCACUCUGCUUUUUUAUAAGUGUCGAAAGUCUGGUUCUGCUCUCUAUAAACACUACAAGGUUUACAAAAGACCUAAUUGUGGCCAGUGUGGUACAAAGAUCACUGUGUGUCGUCUUGGUGAGCACAACAGGAUGACCUAUUUUUGUCCCAAGUGCCAAAAGGAUAAACCUCAGCAUGUUGAUGUAAGUAAAUUGCCAACAAGAAAUAGCCUUAUUGGAUGGGUACAGAGGACAGCAUCAAAUGCAAAUGAACAUGUAGCAACAAGUAAAGAAGAGCACUGGGCAUGUGCAGUCUGUACGCUCAUAAAUAAGCCUUCCGACAAGCAAUGUGAUGCCUGUCUUACUCUGAGACCAGAAGUCUCGUCUCUUGCAGUUAGUGAUGAAGCAGCAGAACUCAACACUGACCUUGUGAAAUACCCAUGUAAUAAUUUUGCAAAAGUUCUUCCUGAACUAAAAUUAAACAGAAGAACAGCGUUUGGUAAUACGACCUUGGUGCUGACAGAUUUUGGUGCAAAAGAAGGUCUUGCCGAUAAAAACAGUCAGCAGAAUAUCUUGAACCGUUCUACUUUUGACGUACCAUUGAACAAUAAAUACUACCACACAAAAACCCCUUCUAAUAAGAGAAGUAAUGAGAAUGAACACUGGACAAACACUCUGAAUGCAGUGAAUGGACAUUCAGCAGCAAGCAACAAUGUUUUUAAUCAUCCACAAAAGAAACUUAAGACGGGACACACCACAUCAAACACAAUCCAUCUCAGUUCCACAAUAAGUUCUCCUCAGAGCAAAAUGACCGGAGACGCUGCUGCCAAAACUGGUAACCCACAGUGCAGUGCACACAAUGUUCCAUGUGCUCUCCAGGUUGUGAGAAAGGAGGGAGAAAACAAGGGGAGAUCGUUUUAUACCUGUUCGCUACCCAGAGAACGCCGUUGUCAAUAUUUUGAAUGGGCAGACUUGCAUUUCCCAUUCUGCAACCAUGGGAAACGGUGUAUUGUUAGAACAGUGCUGAAGAUUGGCCCAAACAACGGAAAGAAUUUUUACGUCUGCCCGAUGGGGAAAGAUAAACAGUGUAACUUCUUUGAAUGGGCAAAAACAGAGUAGACGUGAAACAGAUAUACUGUAUUGUAACGCUUUCCUUUUCUGUUUCAAUAGAAGCAAUCAUAAUAUCCAUGUUUUUAAUCCUUGUAUGUCAGUCUCAGAUUGGGUUCUGAUGUUGCCUGAAGCAGCAUGCAUUAAACCUGUUUUACAUCAAAGUGCUGCAUAAACCUAGCGCUUUACCUAAAUAUAAUAUUUGAGCUACCUGUUUGUAAGGGCCUGUAAUACGCAUAUUAUUUAUAAUUGCAGUUGAAAGCUGUGUAUGUUAUGGAAUGCAUUUUAGGACAUCCUCCGAGGAAAUCCCUGUCCUGUAUGCAAUCUCCUAUGCUAGAGGAAUGCAACAUUGCCUGCUUUUCAACUCACCUCACCCUCAAAGCUGACGUCACACCUCGCUCCUCCCUCCUCAGCUGUCAGCUCCUGAGUCAUCCGACCUGUGUCCUCACUCCUCCCUCAGCCAUCUGACAUGGGUCCUCGCUCCUCCCUCCUCAGCCAUCCGACAUGCGUCCUGGGUCCUAGUUUCUCCCUCCACAGUGGAGAGCUGAGGAGGGAGUUUGUGUGGCUGAAAACUGAGAAGGGAGGGUAGAGGACAGAGGUGUGACUGCAGCAUUUGAGGAUGACUGACCGUAAAAACACCCGAUGUGGCAUUCCUAAGCCAUAGGACAUCGCAUGGAGGACCGGGAUUUCCCUGGAAGAUGUCCUAAAAUGCGUUCUGUAGUAUGUCCCCCUUCUGUUUUCUUAGUCUGGCUCUUAAAACAAUAACGUGGAAGUCAGGUCUCCUCCAGGUUUAGUAAUCAGCCAAUAUGCAACAUUGUUUCAGGAGUUGACCCAGUCACCAAACUUAAAGCCUUGGCUCAGCCCAUUUACUCCUGAGUGUGUCUGUUGGCCAUAAUUAUGGGUGUGAACUUGGAGGGAAAACCUUGGGGUUUGUCAGAUUCAGCAGCCUAUAAUUCUGAAUACACUGAUCAUUUUGACCUUUUUUUUUUUUGAAUGAUUAUGUAUUUUUUUUUUCAUCAGCUACCGUAGCCCAGGUUGGUGGCAGGGUCUCUUUAAAAGCAGUAACUGUUUACUGUGUCUCCUGCAAUGAUAAAACCUUUAUUUAAUAAUUGAUAGUCAAAACUAUGAAUCAUUUUAGUCUGACGGAGCUAGCUAAAAUUGUCACGAUAACUACAAUAGCUCCAGCAAUAAAUUAAGCACCAUUGUACAAAGUUGUUGUGCCAGUCACAGGAAAAAAUAAUAACAAAGGUGAUACAUUUAUUGGCUAACUAAUAUAAUCAUAGCAAGCUUUCAGAACAUUUUAGUUCCUUUAUUUCAUCUUGAAAAUGGAACUAAAAUGUUCUGAAAGCUUGCUAUGAUUUCUUAGUUAGCCAUUAAAGCCAUCACCUUUAUACCACCAUUAUCUUGACUGGACACUUGCCAUACUCAACCCAUGGAUGGGUGCUAAUAACGUAGGGGUUCCAAAUCUAGGAAAUCCAGCAAUUUAAUGUAAAUUCAAUCAAUGCAGCCCUGCAACCUGCAUCUCUAUGAAAACAGCAGUUGACUCGAAUAACUGAAGAAAUGUUUUCCUGGCUUGAGAUGGAGACAGAUUUUUCCUGUUGCAAAAAGACUGGUCUAAACAAUGUUCAAAUGUGCACAUGCAAUUUAAUAAAGUGAAAUUUCAAAUGUCUGGAUUUACUAUAUCUUAAUGGUCUUCUAAUAAAUAUCAAAUAGCGCUGAA
Messenger RNA from Xenopus laevis (African clawed frog), 3819 nucleotides. It is a transcript of the gene neil3.L, whose product is annotated as nei-like DNA glycosylase 3 L homeolog. The coding region runs from base 261 to 2111 and encodes 616 amino acids. Lineage: Eukaryota; Metazoa; Chordata; Amphibia; Anura; Pipidae. The record is from RefSeq and is a predicted model, not a curated record. The transcript has 10 exons. Gene Ontology annotation, molecular function: DNA N-glycosylase activity; nucleic acid binding; DNA binding. Gene Ontology annotation, cellular component: chromosome; nucleus. Gene Ontology annotation, biological process: base-excision repair; DNA repair.